Molecule: messenger RNA, 781 nt
Organism: Colletotrichum acutatum
Lineage: Eukaryota; Fungi; Ascomycota; Sordariomycetes; Glomerellales; Glomerellaceae
Product: dehydroquinase class II
Exons: 1
Coding region: 333-779 (148 amino acids)
Biological process (GO): quinate catabolic process
Molecular function (GO): 3-dehydroquinate dehydratase activity
Source: RefSeq, a predicted model, not a curated record
CUUUGCCGCGUUGGGAUCGCGGGGGCACGGGGGUCCCGCAUCUUGUUUCCCCGCACCGAUUCACGGAGCGAUUUGGGCUUGACUCGGUCCACGCGGAGACGACUUGAGGGGAACCUGGGGAAAGUGUUUAACCAGUUUUUAUUUGCAAGGUAAUUACUACUUGAAAUCUUUGGAUCCUGCAUCUACUGUAUCUGCAUUUGCAAGCUUGAGAACACUCCUACACAUCAUCAAUUGGCCUACGCGCUCAUCCUAGGAAGCUUAUUACACCUGUCCUACAAUCCAGGCGAACAAACCUUUAAAAACACCACAAAGUGUCCAGAACAGCAAUCACAAUGGCAAAGUCAAUCCUCCUCAUCAACGGCCCCAACCUGAACCUCCUUGGCACACGCGAGCCGCACAUUUACGGCUCAACCACACUCUCCCAGCUCGAGACACAGUCAAAAGAACACGCAAAGUCCCUCGGCGCAGACCUGCAAUCCUUCCAAUCCAACACCGAAGGCGCCAUCGUCGAGCGCAUACACGCGGCGCGGGGCAACGUCGACGUCAUCAUCAUCAACCCGGCCGCCUACACACACACGAGCGUCGCCAUCCGCGACGCGCUGCUGGGUGUUGAUAUCCCCUUCAUCGAGCUGCACAUUAGCAAUACACAUGCGAGAGAGAGCUUCAGACAUCACAGCUACUUGAGUGACAAGGCGGUGGCGGUUAUUAUGGGGUUGGGAAUUCAUGGAUAUGGGUACGCGAUUGAUCAUGCCGUUAAGAACAUCAAGCCCAAGGCAUAGAU